Molecule: messenger RNA, 2483 nt
Organism: Neohortaea acidophila
Lineage: Eukaryota; Fungi; Ascomycota; Dothideomycetes; Mycosphaerellales; Teratosphaeriaceae
Exons: 2
Coding region: 329-2068 (579 amino acids)
Biological process (GO): regulation of nitrogen utilization; negative regulation of transcription by RNA polymerase II; mitochondria-nucleus signaling pathway
Cellular component (GO): cytoplasm
Source: RefSeq, a predicted model, not a curated record
CUGUCGUGUCUGUUGCUGGCGAACGCUGCUGCACCAAAAUCCAUUCACGGUUGUGGAAGGAACGAAGAGGCGAGACUUUCGGGGCAAAGCAAUGACGACGACGCUCCGCCGACCCGAAUCUGGACUCGUGACCACCCGACUGGCCUUCCGAUCGAUCGAAUCGGGCAAUCCGCUGCAAACGGACGCCCGUCGCGGCAGAUCCUCGUCUUGAGAUAUACCCUGCGCUGCCUCGGCCCUUUGCCUUUGCGCGCCUUACACCUACACUCUUUCUCUCUCUCGCUCUCUCCCUUCCUCCCGCCUCCCUCCCUCAUCCUCACCCUCACCCACCAUGCCUAUACGACAUUCGUUGUUGCGGCUCGAGGUGCCGGCGCUGCAGAGCGUCGACACCAGCCGAGUGGAGGACUUGUUCGGAAUGUGGUCGCUCUUUUCCAAAGCAUCCCACGCCGUCGAAGAUGGAAAGCGCCUGGAGAACCUCAGCUGGCGGCUGUGGAACCGCGAGACCUUUUGCUGUCAGCGCAUCGCGCAGUCUCGACCCAACUCGCCCCCGCCCAUUCCCAUUCAACAACCGCAAGCGGACAACAUUCCCGUCCCCGAUCUCUCCUCCUCCCUCGACUCUCUCUCCUCCUCCUCGUCCGACCUCGAACAAGACGCUCCGUGUCGCCCCACCGCCGCCACCUCCCUACCUAAUGCCCGACCCGAACUUCGGUGCACCGACACCCUCACGAAUCGCGGGAAUGAAAAGCACAUCACUGCCGUCGACCUGGAGAAAAUCGUCAUCUCCAUCCGACAGACGAAGGAUCUUGAGCAGAAGCCGAUCGAACUGCCGAUCCCAACCUCCACCACUCCUCAUCCGCGCAUCUCGCCACAAAUAUCGCCCCCCUCACCCUCGGUCGAUGACCCCUCCGGCCUCACCACCACACUAACCACCGCCACCGACGAAGCCUCCGACACCACCUCUCACGCACCCUCGCUAUCCGUGCCUGCCUCCAGAACGCUCGAGUCCUCCACAUCGACCGUCGACACGGACAAGGGCAAAGAGUCGCAAAGCUUCGACUCGGAAGCGAGCUCCAACACCGAAAUGAGCUCUCAUAGCAUCAUACGCGGCUUCAACCCGGGCGGCGUGCCGUCGUCAUACCGCUCGCAGACCAACCUCGCCGUGCAACCGACGCCCAUCCUGAAGACCGCCCCGCGCAAGUUUGACGCCCGGCCGAAGCGGAAGGGUCCCAUGUUCACCAUCGGUACUUCUUCCGGCGAGGACGAGAGCUCUCUCGAGAGCCACAUGUUCAAGAGCGCGCUCUCGGAGAGCUUGAAGCGGCCCGGCAGCACGCUCAGCAGCUCCAGCGGUCGCAAACAGACGUCCUUCAAGGAGGAAGUCGCGAUUGGUCGAGCAGCCGAGCACAGUCCGGUGUUCGAAUCAGACGAUGAAGACGAAGAGGUGUCGGAGAGUGCAAUCGAAGAGGACGACGACGACUCAUCGGAUUGGGAGGACUCGGAAGACCAGAGCGCACACUCCUCCGUCAACGAAAAGGACAUGUUUCAGCGCGUAGACUCCCGGCCAACACUCACCUCGCGACGCUCUCUCCUCACCACCCUCAUCCACGAACCCGAUCGCGCGCGAGCGCUUGCCAACGCAGCGUCCCGCUCCACCCCGGCCAUCCACCGCUCUCGACACACAUCACCAAGCGGCCCUUCGCUCGCGAGUACACCCGAGGAAGGCUCACAGCUUCAGCUCUCCGCCAUGGCCCCCACCUCGGAAGCGCGUCCCAUCAUCAUGACCACGUCCAACGGUCUCCACUCUCCGCAGGCCAUGUCGCCCCGCUCCACGCGGCGCAACAUGCUCUCCACCGAACUGACCGAGUCGCUGCGGAAGAAUCUGUUGUGGGAGCGGCAGCACAAGAGCACCUCCAAUCUUCCAUCCUUCAAGCGACGACACACAUCGAACGAUGUGAAGAACCUCAAGCAACACCCCGAGCCGGUGCCCCUCUUGACUCCGAAGAAUGGCACCAGGACAUUUACGAACGACUUUUUCCACGCCGGCCUGCAGGAAUACCACACGCGAGGGUGGUGAGGCAGCGCAGCGUGCGAAGAGUCUUCUGAUUAUUGUUACCACACACUUUGAUACAGCGUUACAGCGAAUGCUUUUACCCCGAACCGCUCAGCAGACCACUGCUGGAACAGCAUGCGGUUCAUUUACGGUCUACGACUAUGGAUUAUCACGGCGCAACACUGGGGCCCGGCGGCAACAAAACUGAUUUUGUUCUUAUGAUACCAGCAUUGGCAAAGAUAUCACCUUAUUGUUUCAACGCGCACUCGACAGCCGAGGGACUCAGUCACCGCCCAUCUGUGGCACGGCACUGGGCGCAAUGUACUAUACCUUCAGAGAGAAGCGAGCGUGCUGCUAUUCGCGGUGCUGCUCAGGAGACGAGGGACGGUGGUAAUGGAGGACGGCCUCCGGGACAAAGCAGGGGGAAGGGGGAGAGGAG